AUGUCGGACGGUGCGCUGAAGCCGGAGAAAGACUUCUCCAAGGAGACGGCCAAGGUCAUUGGCGAGGCUGAGGAGCUUGCCAAGACCGACAUCAACGCUGCUAUUGAGAAGCUCACGCUGCUCGAGAAGCAAACCCGCCAGGCAUCGGACCUCGCAUCGACAUCCAAGAUCCUCAUCGCCAUCGUCACAAUAUGCAAGGAGGCUGGAAACUGGAGCCUACUUAACGACCAGGUGCUCGUGCUGUCCAAGAAGCAUGGCCAGCUCAAGCAGGCGAUUACGCGCAUGGUGCAGACGGUUAUGACCUUUUUGGACGCCACGCCCAACUUGGAGACGAAGCUGUCCGUCAUUGAGGCCGUGCGGACAGUGACAGAGGGCAAGAUCUUUGUCGAGGUCGAGCGCGCGCGUGUUACGAAGAUUCUGUCGGACAUCAAGAAGAAACAGGGCGACCUCAAGGCAGCAACGGACAUUCUGUGCGAGCUGCAGGUCGAGACGUUCGGUUCGAUGAGCCGCCGCGAGAAGACCGAAUUCAUCCUGGCACAGGUUGCGUUGUGCAUUGAGAGCGGCGACUGGACGCAGGCUGGCAUUCUGAGCCGCAAGAUCAGCGUCAAGUUCCUAGCACGCAAGCCGGCCAAGACGGCGGAGCAGCUGGAGAAGGAACGGAAAGAGAAGGAGAAGAAGGAGAAGGAGAACCCCGACGGAACGGAUGAGCCCGACGAGAAGGAAGACGACGUGACCGACCUCAAGCUGCGCUACUACGAGCAGCAGGUCAUUCUCGCCAAGCACGAGGACAAGUACCUGGACGUGUGCAAGCACUUCCGGCAGGUGUUGGAUACGGAGGCUGUUGAGAAUGACCCGGCCAAGCUGCACCCGGUGCUGCAGCGCAUCAUCUACUUUGUCAUCCUCGCGCCUUACGACAACGAGCAACACGACCUGCUGGAGCGCAUCGCACGUGACACGCGCAACAGCCAGGUGCCCAAGGACGCCGAGCUGCUCAAGUUGUUCACGGUGCAAGAGCUGAUGCGUUGGCCCGAGGUGGCCAAGUUUUUCGGCCCGCACCUGUGCGAGAGUGACGUCUUUGACGCUAGCAAGGAGGAGGAGGACGACGACGAGGACGACCGCAAGGCCCGCCAGCGCUGGAAGGACCUCCGCAAGCGCGUCAUCGAGCACAACGUGCGCGUGGUGUCCAAAUACUACACACGCAUCCGCAUGAGCCGGCUGACGCAGCUACUGGACCUGACCAACGACGAGACGGAGAAGUACAUUAGCGAGCUGGUGACAUCCAAGACCAUCUACGCCAAGAUCGACCGACCGGCACGCAUUGUCAACUUUGCCAAGCCGCGCGACGCCGACGACAUCCUCAACGACUGGAGCUAUGACAUGAAGAGUCUGUUGAAUCUGCUGGAGCGCAUCGACCACCUGAUUACCAAAGAAGAGAUGAUGGCGCGGAUCCAACCGACAGGCAACGCGUCAUCGGGUGGCAAGGGCAAGGGCACGACUGUGAAAUAG
Molecule: messenger RNA, 1506 nt
Organism: Sporothrix brasiliensis 5110
Lineage: Eukaryota; Fungi; Ascomycota; Sordariomycetes; Ophiostomatales; Ophiostomataceae
Product: 26S proteasome regulatory subunit N5
Exons: 2
Coding region: 1-1506 (501 amino acids)
Cellular component (GO): proteasome regulatory particle, lid subcomplex; cytoplasm; nuclear proteasome complex
Source: RefSeq, a predicted model, not a curated record